Molecule: messenger RNA, 1401 nt
Organism: Vicia villosa (hairy vetch)
Lineage: Eukaryota; Viridiplantae; Streptophyta; Magnoliopsida; Fabales; Fabaceae
Product: ethylene-responsive transcription factor ERF021
Exons: 2
Coding region: 270-848 (192 amino acids)
Biological process (GO): regulation of DNA-templated transcription
Molecular function (GO): DNA-binding transcription factor activity; DNA binding
Source: RefSeq, a predicted model, not a curated record
CACAUUACUUACCAUGUUUCCAAUUUCACUUUCAAUUAAAUAUUUUUAAAAAUCUCAUCCGUGCUAAAUUUCAUUUUCACCAUACACUAAAAAUAAACCAAAAAAAUUGUAGCAGCAUAUACUAACACAAAUUUUAUGCACCUACGAGGAAGCCACGCAUAAUCACAUAUCUAUAAAUACCAUUCAAUGUCACAAACAAAUUUUCACACUAACAUUGACAUAUAUAUUUCAUUAAAAAAAAAAACUAUAGUGUAUAAUUUGCAUGAACAAUGUCUUCAACUGGUGCUGCUAGUUCUGCUUACAGAGGAGUCCGCAAGAGAAAAUGGGGAAAAUGGGUGUCCGAAAUUCGCGAGCCAGGAACCAAAACAAGAAUCUGGCUCGGAAGCUUCGAGACACCGGAGAUGGCAGCAGCUGCCUACGACGUCGCUGCGUUGCAUUUUCGAGGACGUGAGGCCAGACUCAACUUCCCUGAACUCGCAAACACUCUUCCUCAUCCUUUAAGCAACAAUGCUGAUCACAUUCGUAUGGCAGCACAUGAAGCGGCUUUGAGUCUCAGAGCUAACAUGUUGACGCCAUCAGAUAACACCAGUAGAACUGACUCUGACUCGGGUGCAGGUUUAGUCAGUUCUACUGAUAAUAUGGUGGCGCCAAUGACAGUAAGACUCUCUCCGAGUCAAAUUCAGGCUAUCAAUGAUUCGCCGAUGGAUUCGCCUCCGACGUGGAUGCAAAUGUCACACCAUUUCAUGAUGGAUGAUCAAAGCUACUUGUUUGGGAACAAUGGAUAUGAUUUUGAAGAGAAUUAUGAAUGGGAGGAUAUGCAGCAGAGUGAUUCUCUUUGGGAUCCUUGAUUAACUUGGAUGAAAGAAACAAGUAAAGGACGGUGAGUUUUGGAUGAUAAUUAUUGAUUUUUUUUCAGAAGUGGAAUACAGAAGAUUGAAUAUUUGUGGAGAUAUAAAUGGAAGUUAUUAUUGGCAUAAAAUUUAAUUUGUUAUAUUAUAGGGAGUGUGGUUUUAGAUAAGGUAUUAUUUUUGGAGGGGUCCAUUAAUUUAACUAUUUUUGGGAGGUGUAUGGUUAGAUUUAUUUAUAGUGGAUGGUAUUUAUUUGUAUACAUAAAUGGGGCACAAAGUCUGUUUUUGAUAGGCUGUGGGAGGGAAAGUGUGUGCCUGUGUGGUGUGGUUAUCAAAAUAUUAAUGUUAAUUUAUUUAAAUUAAGUUGGUGUAUUAGAAGUACAUUUGUCAAGCAGAUGAUAUUAUACUGGUAUGUGAUGAUGUGUUGCUUCUGAGAUGGUUUCUUGUGGGGUUAUUUGAUCUCUUUUGAAAUUUUGGUUUAAAAAUAGUUAUUUCAUAUUUGCUACUAACGGUGAAAACUAAGGCAUGGAGAAUCACCAUAAAUGAAUAAAAC